AUGGCCAAACUACGGGACUCGGACUGUGUGAAAUUGGCUUAUGGAGAUGACUCUAAUGUUGUUAAGGAAAGCAGGUUUGCUGGAGCUCCAGCUCUUUCCGGGACUGGUGCAUGCCGUCUGUUUGCUGAAUUCCAAAGGCGCUUCUAUCCUGACUCACGAAUGUUUCUACCAAUUCCAGCUUGGUCCAACCACAAUGACAUUUGGAGGGAUUCUGAAGUUUGUACUAGUACCUACAACUAUUAUGACCGUGAUACAAAAGGAUUGCAAUUUCAAGCCCUCAUGAAUGAUAUCAACACUACUAUUCCUGACCCUAUUCAUUUGAUAAUCUCACAGAAUGCUUCAGAUCGUUCCUUUUUCUUACUCCAUCCUUGCGCUCAUAAUCCAACUGGCGUCGACCCCAAUUAUGAGCAGUGGAAAGAAAUCUCUCACCUAUUCAAGAUCAAGAAUCAUUUUCCUUUUUUUGAUAUGGCUUAUCAAGGAAUUGCUAGCGGGGACCUUGAGAAAGAUGCUACUGCUAUUCGGAUAUUCCUUGACGACGGACAUCUACUGGGCUGUGCUCAGUCUUUUUCCAAAAACAUGGGAUUGUAUGGACACCGAGUAGGUUGUGUCAGUAUUGUCUCCAGGGAUGUAAAGCAAGCCACUGCAAUCAAGAGCCAGUUGCAGCAGAUAGUCAGGGCAAUGUACAGUAGCUCUCCUCUUCACGGCCCACUACUAGUAUCUACAAUCUUGAAUGAUGCUGAUUUAAAGGCACUCUGGGAAGAGGAAAUUAAGGUCAUGGCUGAUCGAAUGAUCAGAAUGAGAAUCAAAUUACGUCGAACUCUUGAAGAAUUGAAUUCGUCUGCAAACUGGGAACAUAUAACCAAGCAGGUCGGAAUGUUUUACUUCUCUGGUUUAUCCCCUAAAGAGGUUAACCGAUUGCAGAGGGAUUUCCAUAUAUACAUGACUAAUGAUGGACGCGUCAGCAUGGCAGGGGUAACAAGUAGCAAUGUGAAAUACUUGGCAAGUGCAAUCCAUGAAGUUACCAGAGUGUAGAUAUUAGUUAAGCUUAAAUGGUAACCCGUUUUGGCUUGGUUGAGAAUUAGUUUGUAGAUUAAAGUCUGAAGGAAACCUUUCAUAUCAAUAUAUACUCAGACCUCUUUAUAAUAUUCAUCCUCUAUGACAACACUUUAUUAUAACGGCCAAAUUUUCUUUAGAACCAUUUUUUCAUGUAA
Molecule: messenger RNA, 1211 nt
Organism: Nicotiana attenuata
Lineage: Eukaryota; Viridiplantae; Streptophyta; Magnoliopsida; Solanales; Solanaceae
Product: aspartate aminotransferase, mitochondrial-like
Exons: 9
Coding region: 1-1032 (343 amino acids)
Biological process (GO): amino acid metabolic process; biosynthetic process
Cellular component (GO): mitochondrion
Molecular function (GO): L-aspartate:2-oxoglutarate transaminase activity; pyridoxal phosphate binding
Source: RefSeq, a predicted model, not a curated record